Molecule: messenger RNA, 927 nt
Organism: Acanthosepion pharaonis
Lineage: Eukaryota; Metazoa; Mollusca; Cephalopoda; Sepiida; Sepiidae
Source: the annotation of a GenBank genome assembly
AUGUACUUCUUUACCGAUUCAAAGAGUAAAAUCGUUUUCUAUAUUCCUCAUCCUCCCAUCCGUUCUACGUCCAGCCCCGAAUGUUCACUCUUCUUUGUCUUUCUCACUCUCUCUUUCUCUCUUCCACUCACUCUCUCUUUCUCUCUCCAACUCUUUCUCUCUCUCACUCUCUCUUUGUUUCUCUCUCUCACAUUCUCUUUCUUUCUUUCUCUUUCUCUCACUCAUCUUUCUCUGUCACUCACUACCUCUUUCUCUCUCUCUCUCUCUCACUCCCUCUCUCUUUCUUUCUUUCUUUCUUUCUCUCUCUCUCUUUCUCUAUCUUUCUAUCUCUUUUUCUAUCUAAGCAUCUACUUUCUCUUACUCUUUCUUUUCUCUGUCUUUAAUUACUUCUUACUAUGCUGUUUCUUCUUUUUUUAUCUCUUUCUUUCGCUUGCCUAUUUUCUCUCCCUCUCUCUCCCUCUCCCUCUCUCUCUCCCCUCUCUCUCCCUCUCUCUUUACACAUUUUCUCACUUUUCUAGCGAUUCUCCCUUUGUCUUUCAUCUCUCACAAUCUAUUUUCAUUCUUUCACUUUCUCCCACAUCACUUUCUCUUUGUCACUUUCUUUCUCUCGCAGUCUCUCUCUGUAUAUAUCUAUCUAUCUCUCGCUCUCUGUUUUUAUCUUUUUCUAUCACCCACCCAGUCUUUCUUUUACUCUCUCUCACCCUCUCUUUUGUUCUUCCUACUUAUCUCCAUUGCCCAUCUACUUUAUUAUUCCUUCUUUCCUCCACUGUUUUUCUCUUUCUCGCUUCGUUCUUUUUUAUAAUUUUUUUUUUCGGUCGUCCCUCUCUCUCUCUCUCUCUCUCUCUCUCUCUCUCUUACUUCUCUGACACAUUAUCUCCCCGCUUGUUGACGUGUCUGCCUGUCUAUACAAGCAAAACCUCUCCGUAG